GUUAGAGAUUGACAGAGAGAAGAAAGGUUUAGAAGAAGAGAGAGAGAAAAAAGAGAGAGAGGAGGGAGAGAGACGGAUGAUCACGUGAUUGUAGAACAAGUCCUUCAUCGAGAACGACCUUCAGUUCAUCGUCAGACCUUCCUCGUGCGAGUAGCGUGAUUAAACUGAGUUAACCUUAAGACGUGUUCUUUCAUAACCUUAAACUAUUCGAUAACAUUCAAUUCUAUAUUAACAACGUGUCUCCAAUUAUGAUCACAGAUAGAACAAGACUUGCUUACGUUACGGCAGCAGCUGUUGGUGCUGGUACAGCAGUUUUCUUCAUUUGGUGGUGGUGGAAUCAUAAACAGAAAUAUCAAUUACCUACGAAAUGGAGGAAAGUAGGUGAACUUAGCGAUCUCGUUAUAUAUCCGGUAAAAUCAUUGGGUCCAAUUAGAUGCACGACGAUGGAAUGUACUAAAUUGGGUCUCCAAAUUGGAUGGUUAUGUGAUCGAACAUUAAUGGUUAUUGAUAUGAAUGGUCACUUUGUAACUGCGAGACAAAUGCCAAAAAUGGUUCUGGUGUCACCAAGCGUUUCGGGUUCCAUUAUAACGCUAAAUGCUCCAGGCAUGAUGUCGUUGACAAUAGAUCUUAUGAAUAUUUGUAAAGAAAGUUUUCGCACAGCAGUAUGGGGUCAAGCAGUACCGGCUUGUGAUUGUGGGGAAGAAGCAGCCAGAUGGUUGUCACGUUUUCUUCUUCAAGAAGACGUCGGUUUUCGUUUGGUUUAUUAUCCGCUAAAUAAACCAGUGAGAGAAAUACGAGAAAAGAACAGAAUCUUCCCUUUGCUUGAGAAUAAUGAUACCGGUGCUUAUCAUGAUGCCACCAGCUAUAAUCUUAUAAACAAGCGAUCGAUAAUGGAUUUAUGUUCGCGAUUAGAAGAACCGGUAACUACAUCGAAUUUUCGACCAAAUUUUGUCGUAAAAGGAGCUAACGCUUACGAAGAACAUAAUUGGGAUUGGAUUAAAAUUGGAGACAUUGUUUUUAGAAAUGUUAAACCUUGUACCAGAUGUAUUUUCACCACGAUUGAUCCUGAAACCGGUGUUAAAAAUCCAAAAGUCGAACCAUUAAAAACUUUGAAAAGCUAUAGACAAAUUAUGGAUCCAGAAAUUCGUCCCUAUACCGGUGAUGCUCCGGUUAUGGGAAUUCAUCUUGCUUUAAGAGGACCAAAUGGUACAAUACGUUUAGGUGAUCCAGUUUACGUAGAUGUCUCAAAAGAGGAGGAAACCUCUAUAAAAUCGCCACCAUAGCUACACCGAUGGUCCUCCUGCGAGGAUGAGAUUAUUUUGAAAGAAGAUAAUUUUCUCGUAGGGGACCACAACUCGUGACGUGAUCAAAUUGAAAAGGAAAAAAAAAAACCGACAAAAAUACUGUUUCGAAUGUACCUCUUCUGAAAAUUAGAUUUAAUUUAAGAAGAAGAAAACAAAGAAGAGAGAAAGAAGAAGAAGAAGAAGAAGUAGUAGAAGGAACAGAAGAAAAUUUCUUCAGAAUAUUACUUGUGAGAUACGAUUUUGUAAAAAUUUAUAUUCCAAAUAAUUUAUCGACAUAAUAAUUGUUGACAAAAAGUUAUUAUAAUAAUCAGAGUAUAUGUAAUAACAUAUUAACAUAAAAGAACUAUUUGCUAAUUAGAAGAUAACUCAUUUUGUUGUAUCCUAUCUAAUUAAAAACUUAAUAACAAAAUAGGAGCUUCCAGUGUUACAAUUAUUGCGACUUAUAUUUUUGUAAGAAUAUAUAUAAACUAGUGUGGUUCUUAUUGUGGAUAUUUUUGAAUUUUUAUGUCCGUAAGCUUAUACGGUUUCCGAAAUAAAAAACAAUAUCCCUUAA
Polistes dominula (European paper wasp) is the source of this 1857-nucleotide messenger RNA. RefSeq names its product mitochondrial amidoxime reducing component 2. The record is from RefSeq and is a predicted model, not a curated record. Lineage: Eukaryota; Metazoa; Arthropoda; Insecta; Hymenoptera; Vespidae. Gene Ontology annotation, molecular function: catalytic activity; pyridoxal phosphate binding; molybdenum ion binding.